AUGACAUCGGCCUCAUCGAGCUGCAGUGCGUCAUCGCGGCUGCAAAAAGAGUUCAUGGAACUCAUGAUGAGCCCCGCCGACGGCAUCUCCGCCUUUCCGCAGAACGACAAUCUCUUCCACUGGAUCGGCACUGUGCAGGGCGUCUCGCACACACCGUAUGAGGGACUAGAGUUCCGUCUCUCUAUUGAGUUUCCGCCAAACUACCCGUUUGAGGCUCCACUCGUGCGGUUCCUCACCCCGUGCUUUCAUCCAAAUGUCGACACCCACGGCGCCAUUUGUCUCGAUAUCCUCAAGGACAACUGGAGUGCAGUGUACACCGUCUCGAAGAUUCUCCUCUCCAUUCAAAAUCUCCUGGACAACCCAAAUAAUCAGUCACCACUCAACAACCGUGCGGCCAUGCUGUGGGCAAAUAAGGAGGAAUAUCGACAUGAGGUGCUUCAGGUCUACAGGGAAGCGAAGCGAAAUACGUGCUGA
Molecule: messenger RNA, 474 nt
Organism: Trypanosoma theileri
Lineage: Eukaryota; Euglenozoa; Kinetoplastea; Trypanosomatida; Trypanosomatidae
Product: ubiquitin-conjugating enzyme E2
Exons: 1
Coding region: 1-474 (157 amino acids)
Source: RefSeq, a predicted model, not a curated record